Messenger RNA from Cololabis saira (Pacific saury), 1449 nucleotides. RefSeq names its product C-type lectin domain family 17, member A-like. Bases 20 to 700 code for a protein of 226 amino acids. Gene Ontology annotation, cellular component: external side of plasma membrane. Gene Ontology annotation, biological process: biological process involved in interspecies interaction between organisms. The transcript is spliced from 6 exons. Gene Ontology annotation, molecular function: fucose binding; D-mannose binding. The record is from RefSeq and is a predicted model, not a curated record. Lineage: Eukaryota; Metazoa; Chordata; Actinopteri; Beloniformes; Belonidae.
UGUGAAGCAAGCGAGUGAGAUGGCACGAGUCCUCCGCAGAGAGCCGGCUGAGAUCCCCAUGGACUACGUAAAUCUACCUGACACAUCAGCCAGGAGACAUACAGAGACUGAAGAGUCUGGCGCUGCACCAGGAAGAAACCUGUACAGACUGGUUGCUGUUAGCUUUGGCAUCCUGUGUAUCCUACAAGUUGCUCUCAACGUUUCUCUGCGCCUUUCUCUCUACAGCCCUGGCAACCAGAGAGUGAUCGACAAUAUCAUUCUCACAAAUGUAACACAGGACUCACGCCAGCUAAGACAACUGACUGUGGAUCAGUAUCUUCAACAAGGGUGGCUACAUUUACGUCGUAGUCUUUAUUAUAUCUCUUCAAUCAGAAAAUCUUGGCAGGAGAGUCGAGAUUUCUGUCGGCAAAAAGGCGCGGACCUGGUGAUAAUCAACACCAAAGAGGAGCAGGAUUUCACAGCACAGUUUCACAGACUCACGUGGAUCGGACUGAGAUACAGCGGGGUGGAAUGGAAGUGGAGAUGGGUGGACGGGACUCCGCUAACUGAAAGCUACUGGGGCCCAAAUGAGCCCAACGGUUAUGAAGGCAAAACAGAGGAGUGUGUAGAGUUGCGGUUAUAUGACAAUAAAAACAGAUGGAACGACAUCCCAUGUGCGGAUCAAAACUUCUGGAUCUGUGAAAAAAGUGUUGCUCUAUAAAUGAUCAAAUUCAAUUCUGAAUGGCUGAAAUGCAUUCAAGUUUACUCUGAACUAAAAAAAAUGAAAUAUUUGUGAUGAUGGUUCAUAGUCUUGUUAAAAAAGAAAAAAUGAAAAGAUUUUUGAUUUAAAGCAUUUUCUUAAAAAUAUAUACUGUACUUGUUGUGUAUGUAUGUUGUGAUUUAAAACUACUAGAUAAAAGUCAGAUGACCAUGGAUGUUUGUACAACUGUCACUUCAGACUUGUUGUAGUAGCUGUAUUGAAAUGUUUAGUGGAAUGACAGUGACGAUCUAAUAAAAAAGUAAAAUCAAUAAAAAAAAUUAACACAAAAAAAAUGUCAGCAACUUAAAGUAGCUUGAGGCCGGAUUGUGGCAAGAUUUAUGAAAAAAAUCUGUAUACGUUUUAAGUUUUCUAGUAAUAAUGUCAGAUGAAGCGUUCCAAACCCAAAAGAAUGAUUCCUCUAGUGUAUCUCUCCGUUGCCUUGAACAGGCUGUGUGCUGCAAAAUGUGCUGCAAUUCGGUCCCGAAUUUCCCGCGCUGUCCUGCGGAUGUGACGUCACAUGACGCUGCAUGCAGGUUCUCCCCGUUCUCCCGUGCCGGCUUCACUGUUGGCUGCAGUACCCCCAACGGCCGUCGUGGUGAAGGGUGGCGCUAGAGAGUCUCAUUUCUUAAAAGGAGCCUCGAGCUCCUUUAACAUCAGUUACUUUACUCUUCAAAUGUGAGUCUGCACUGACUGUGAUUAUACUGUUAUAA